AUGGCAGAAAUCAAGGACUUUUCCAGUUUAUUCAGAUUAGAUGGGAAGAUUGCAGUUGUCACUGGCGCAUCCCGAGGAAUCGGACUCUACGCAUCAGCCGCGCUUCUCCAAGCAGGAUGCUCUCUGGUGAUCAUCACAGCACGCGAUGCAACGAAUCUCAUGCUGGCCGCCGACAAACUCAACGCCAUCCCAGGAACCAGCGGCCGUGCCGUCGCCAUUCCAGCAAACGUGGGCCACACCGACCAGAUCCAGAAGUUCGUGACGGACGUCGGGAAUGAAGUGCGCGGAUUGAACCGUGAGGCUCCCAUCGGCGUCGACAUCCUUAUCGCCAAUGCUGCGAGCAGUUGGGGUGGUCCCUUUGAGGAGUUCGAGGAUUGGAAGAGUCAAAAGACUCUCGACCUCAAUGUCAGGGGAGUUUUUAAUUUGGUUCGAUUCAUGGUCCCUCUUCUAAGCGCCGCAGCGACAGCAGCCUCCCCAUCUCGCGUGCUUAUCACCUCCUCCGUGGGCGGCAUUAUGGUCCCGCACGUCGGAGCACGCGGAGCGAUCAUGUACUCGGUCUCAAAAGCGGCAGCGCACCAUCUAGGACGCAAUCUUGCGCUCGAGCUGGCGCCGAAGAACAUCACCACGAACAUUGUCGCGCCAGGCUUCUUCCCCUCGCGCCUCGCAAACCCGCAGAUCGACUAUCUCGGUGGCGAAGAUGUCGUCGGCAAGCAGAACCCAAUGGGCAGGCUGGGCAGGCCGGAGGACAUCGCCGGCCUUGUUGUCUAUCUUUGCAGUGCGGCCGGGAGCUAUGUCAAUGGGCAGGAUGUUAGUUUAGAUGGUGGUGCGAGGCUGAGAGUCGGCUUGCACCCUGACGUUGGGAGUGCAAGUGGCGCUGCGAAGGAGUCGAAGCUCUGA
Exophiala aquamarina CBS 119918 is the source of this 897-nucleotide messenger RNA. RefSeq lists its product as uncharacterized. Gene Ontology annotation, molecular function: oxidoreductase activity. The record is from RefSeq and is a predicted model, not a curated record. The transcript is spliced from 3 exons. The coding region runs from base 1 to 897 and encodes 298 amino acids. NCBI's taxonomy places the organism in Eukaryota, Fungi, Ascomycota, Eurotiomycetes, Chaetothyriales, Herpotrichiellaceae.